This is a messenger RNA of Abrus precatorius (Indian licorice), 1420 nucleotides long. RefSeq lists its product as uncharacterized. NCBI's taxonomy places the organism in Eukaryota, Viridiplantae, Streptophyta, Magnoliopsida, Fabales, Fabaceae. The transcript is spliced from 2 exons. Bases 151 to 948 code for a protein of 265 amino acids. The record is from RefSeq and is a predicted model, not a curated record.
AACGCAGACCCAACCUACACGGAAGUGCAGAAAGACUAGAUUCAACAAACUAAAACAUCAGCAUUUCUCUCUCUCUCUCUCUCUCUCUCUCUCUCUCUCUCUCAAAAAUGAAAAGCUAAAAUCAUCGAAACCCAUUGAGCUUAAAAGGCCAUGGCUUUUCUUCUGUCCAACCUCAAACCUUCUCUGCUACCCCAAACCAAAUCAAAAUCAAAAGAGAAACCCAUUCAGCAAACGCUUUUAUCAGCAAGAAAUAGCUCCCAAUUCUCCUUCUCUUCUUCACUUUCCACCCUCCAAAGUUCCACUGCACAGGUUGCUCAGGUGAACACCCCAACUACAGGUGCUCAGGACAAGCAUCAUCAACAUCAAAAGGAUGAAUUUUAUGUCAAUCUUGGCCUUGCUGUGAGGACCCUCCGUGAAGACAUGCCCUUGAUCUUCAUCAAAGACAUCAAUUAUGACAUUUAUAGGGAUGAUAUAACAUUCAUGGACCCUUUGAACACAUUUUCUGGUAUUGAAAAAUACAAAUUAAUCUUCUGGGCAUUGAGGUUUCAUGGUAAAAUUUUGUUCCGUGAGAUUUCUUUAGAUGUGUAUCGGAUAUGGCAGCCUUCAGAGAAUAUGAUAUUGAUUAGGUGGAACCUGAGGGGUGUGCCUCGUGUUCCAUGGGAAGCUAAGGGGGAAUUUCAGGGUACUUCAAGGUAUAAAUUGGACAGGAACGGAAAAAUUUAUGAACACAAAGUUGAUAGUCUAGCAUUCAAUUUUCCACAGACCAUGAAACCGGUUUCAGUUUUGGAUUUGGUUACUGCCUGCCCUCCAAGUCCAAAUCCAACAUUUUUGUGGGGUCCUGUGGAUUCCUACUCUUCUUCAUGGAUAGAAUUUUAUCAAGCAGUCAAGGACACAUUGGAUCAUGAUAAGAGGUUGCUACCACAAGAUUCUCUGGCUACAUGUUCAUAGUGACCACUUAGUGAAUUGUUCCAUAGAUGAUGUAUUAUACUAUAGGUUGUAAUAGGUUAGAUAAAAUGAAAUUCGGUCAAUAGCAUAAAAUGGCUUUUCUCAAGGGACAAGGAGAGUGUAGAGAUUAGGCAGGGAUGCAGAAGAGUACAAGUUGUGCAUUCUGAUGAUAGAGGAAAUGAAGCUUCUUAUGAUUGGCAAGUUUAUACAGAUGAAAUGGAUACAUGUGCUAUAAUCAUGACUUCAUAAUCUAGAAUUAUUUUGAAUCCUGUCUUGUUUAUUUCUUCUCAUACAAUUGUUGAACCAUAUGGAUGCAUAUGUUGGAAACAAAUCAAUUAUUAUACUCGGUCAAGCUUCUUGUAACAUAGUUCCACUGUAGUUAAUUCUAUGACCACUUUCUUGACCUUCAGUGACUGUCAAGUUCUAGUGUAAGCGGGAUUUUCUAUACAUGUUACUAAAAUAAAAUGGUUUAUUU